AUGUUUACUUCACUACUUCCCUUUCUUCUCCUCUCUGCCCAAGCGCUGGCCCAGAUUCCCGAGGCCUUCACUAAAGGGUUUGACCCAGAGACCAUCGAGCUCGUCGUAAGAUACCCAGACUCCGGCAAGAUCCAAGACGGCGAAACCCUCUCUGUAAAUGAAACCUCAAUCCUCCCCGAGUUCGCUCUUGGCGACUCCUCGGCCAUCAGCACAUCCACAAACUACAUAGUCGUCAUGCUGGAUCCUGACACCACGCCCGACCCAUCCACGCAGGUGUUGCACUACCUCCGGACCGACUUUGCCGUUGAGGAGUUCACGAAGCUGUCGUCCGCGAGCAGUGCGGUGCCUGUGCCAUAUCUGGGGCCGGUCGGGGAGGAUGUCAAGACGCACAGGUAUGUGUUUUUGCUGUAUGUGCAGCCGGACGGAUAUGAAGGGAAACUGGUCCCGAGCGCCGACGGAGAUCGGAGCUUUAAUGUUUCGGCGUGGAGAAUCGAGAACCAGAUGAAGCCAGCUGUAGCCGGAGUACAUUUCGUCUGUCAGCCAGACGGUGGGGAGGGCGAUGUUGGUGGGGGCGACGGCGCUGAGAGCACUACUACAUGCUCCGAGGGAGCGUCAAUGACCAGCAGCGCGGCUUUGACCUCGAUGCCCGCCCCAACAACCACCUCGACCCCAGAUGAAGGGGGCGAGGAAGGUAUCUUGACUGACACCGUCGCCCCUCCCGAGGCUACGUCUUCUGCGGCCGCCACUGCCACAGGUACAUCCCCCUCGACCCCUGCAACCACCCACACCGUCCUCGUUGGUGGCCCCGGAGAUCUCCUCCUCACCUACCAGCCCCCAUUCGUCAACGCCCUCCCGGGCGACCUCAUCACCUUCGACUUCCGCGAGAAGAACCACACCGUGACACAAUCCACCUUCGACACCCCCUGCGUCUCCAACCCCUCCGGCGUCAAGUCCGGCUUCCGCCCCAACGCCGAGGGCACCGCGGGCAAGGAGAUCUUUGAGUACCAGGUCGUCGACACGGCGCCGAAAUGGUUCUACUGCGCGCAGGGAACGCACUGCAAGGCGGGCAUGGUGUUUGCGGUCAACCCGGGCGCAAAGUGGGAGGCCUUUGUGGAGAAGGCAAAGGCGGGCGGGACAGCGCCUGCUCCUUCUGCUUCUGCGUCUGCCUCUGCGUCUGCCUCUGCGUCUGCGUCUGCGUCUGCUUCUGCGUCUACUUCUGCGUCUAGAUCUGCUACUACUUCGGCGGGUGUGAUCGCUACCUCUACCUCUACCUCUACGGCUACAGCUACGGCCUCGGCUACACAGAGUGGUGGUGCGGCGGUGCCGAGCGCGAAUGCGACGGCGCCCGGUGACGGAGCUCCGCCGGCGUUUGAAGGUGCGGCUUCGGCGGGGGCGGUGGUGAGUUGGGUUCUGUUGGGGCUGGCGGGGGUGGCAGCGCUCGUUAUGUAG
Molecule: messenger RNA, 1449 nt
Organism: Morchella sextelata
Lineage: Eukaryota; Fungi; Ascomycota; Pezizomycetes; Pezizales; Morchellaceae
Exons: 2
Coding region: 1-1449 (482 amino acids)
Source: RefSeq, a predicted model, not a curated record